Ctenocephalides felis (cat flea) is the source of this 568-nucleotide messenger RNA. RefSeq lists its product as uncharacterized. Bases 26 to 535 code for a protein of 169 amino acids. The record is from RefSeq and is a predicted model, not a curated record. NCBI's taxonomy places the organism in Eukaryota, Metazoa, Arthropoda, Insecta, Siphonaptera, Pulicidae. The transcript is spliced from 2 exons.
GUUAAAUGAUUUAAGAGUUUUACACAUGGAAGAAAAAUUGGCAGCAUAUAAGCGUCGCAGAAAACGCGAAGAAACAAUUUCCAAUUUGAAAAGUAAAUUUUUCAAUAUGUUUACAAGGAAUACAUCAGACUCUGCCGAGAAAAAAGUUUUGAUUGAUAUACCAGAAAAGGUUAGCGACAUUGAUGACGAAACAGACAGUUCUCUAAAUGAGAGUAUCAGUACAUCCCAAAUCGAUACUGAUCGUUCAGAAGAAACUGAUUUGAAGGAUUCAAAAUUAAAUUAUGUCUUCUAUUUUCUAUCCUUUAUGUGUUGGGCUACGGUAUAUGUAAUUGCGAUUAAGUUUGGAUUUGGUGUAGUCUAUUUGCUAAUAUCUGCUUUAAUAGGAAUUUAUUUGAAUACUCGUACAACCCCGAAGAAGGCUGGGGAAGUAAGUGCAUAUAGUGUUUUUAAUAAAGGUUGCCAUAGUAUCGAUGGCACUUUGAAGGCUGAACAAUUUGAAAGAGAAAUUCGAUAUGGUGCAAGUAGUGUAAGGUGAUAAGAAUAUAAUAUAUGUUAAUUAUUUAAAUUA